AAGAAGAAGACCGCGUUAACAGCACUUCCCCAGACUGUUGCAGCAGCGUCCAGCUUGGUGACGAGCCGUUGUGAAGAACAGUCGAGAACAUCGUUAGGCAACAACAAAAAAAAAAAAUCAUGCCUCGUGUUUAUAUUGGACGACUCAGCUAUCAUGUUCGCGAAAAAGACAUUCAGCGAUUUUUCAGCGGGUAUGGGAAGUUGAUGGAAAUUGACCUGAAAAACGGCUAUGGAUUCGUGGAGUUCGAGGAUAACCGAGAUGCGGACGAUGCCGUGUACGAGCUGAACGGGAAGGAGCUGUGCGGGGAGCGAGUGAUCGUCGAACAUGCCCGGGGGCCGCGGCGAGACCGAGAUGGCUAUGGUGGGGGUUACUGGGGUGGUGGGCGCAGUAGCGGUUACAGCAGCCGGAGCCGUUCCGGCAGGGAUAAGUAUGGACCCCCAGUCCGUACGGAGUACCGCCUCAUCGUGGAAAACUUGUCCAGCCGCUGUAGUUGGCAGGACCUGAAGGAUUUCAUGCGUCAGGCAGGAGAGGUAACUUAUGCAGAUGCCCACAAGGAGCGCACAAAUGAGGGAGUGAUUGAGUUUAGGUCCCAUUCUGACAUGAAGAGGGCUCUGGACAAACUGGAUGGCACAGACAUCAACGGACGCAAGAUUCGUCUGGUGGAGGACCGACCUCGCCGGCGAAGGUCUUACUCUGGCAGCCGAUCCAGAUCUCGCAGUCGUCGUCGCUCCCGCAGCAGGAGCCGUAGGAGCCAGAGAAGCAGGAGCUCCAGGAGUCGCUCCAGAUCCCACUCCAGGUCCCGUUCCCAUAGCAACAAGAGACGUAAUCAUUCCCGCUCCAGAUCUGGAAGGAAGUCAGGAGAAAGCAAAUCACGUUCUCGCAAUCGCAGGUCUCGUUCUCGAUCCCGCAAAUCCAAGUCCCGUUCUCGUUCACGCAAAUCCCACUCCCGUUCAGCUGACCGCAAAUCCCGUUCGAAGAGCCGUUCAAAGGUAAAGUCGGAGCGGGAUUCUCGCAGUAGAUCCAAGGAGAUAGGUGGUGACAAGAAAUCCCGUAGUCGUUCAGCUUCUCCAGUGGAGAACGGGAAGGAAGCACGUGCCACCAAAUCUGCCUCUCGCUCCCCAUCCCCACAGGAGGAGGACCGCCGAUCCAAGUCAAGGGAGAAACGUUCAGCUUCCCGCUCAAAGUCCCGUUCAAGGUCUCGCUCACGGUCUAGAUCAGCUUCUCAGGAUUAGUGGAAUUAGAAAUGCAAGACAUUUCAUUCAUUGACGAGCUUGAUCCCUUUGCUGUACAUAUUGAGUUGUUGUCAGACUGGCUCCUAUUUCCUGACUUGUCUACUUUUCUCCUUCAAGUGUGCACUUGUCUUUAACAGGUUUUAGAUACAGUUUUAGUAGAGGGUGCACUGCUGAGAUGGGGAUACUUUGAAAUUAAUUUGGUCUCAGAAUCAUCUUCUGCCCAAAGUGACCAAUUUUAUCUGGAAUUAUUUUCAAAAACUGAAGUGCUAGUCUUGGAGCCUUUAGAGCUGCCGCCUAAGGUGGUUUAAGUCAUUCUCUCUGAAAGCUUCAACUUGAGGGCUAGUCUGUUUUGAUUUAAAGCUGUUUACAGAUUAGUGAAAAUCAAGUUAUCUUUAUUUACAUCUACGUUUGCAGCAGAUCUUAGUUGGUAGAUUUAUAUGAUUUACUAGCAUUGCAAGUUUCCGUAGUCCAUUGUCUGCUUGUUGAUGAACUGCUGUUUCAUAUGCAUUCAAACUGCAUGGUUGUGGGAGAAAAGUAGCAUUUGGUUACAGCAUUGGAGUAGUCUCCAUUUGAGUUGCUCUCUCAGUAAUUGCUUCUUUUUUUCUUUUUUCUUUUUUUUUUUU
This is a messenger RNA of Scatophagus argus, 1855 nucleotides long. RefSeq names its product serine/arginine-rich splicing factor 6-like. Gene Ontology annotation, biological process: alternative mRNA splicing, via spliceosome; mRNA splice site recognition. Lineage: Eukaryota; Metazoa; Chordata; Actinopteri; Scatophagidae. The record is from RefSeq and is a predicted model, not a curated record. The transcript has 6 exons. Gene Ontology annotation, molecular function: mRNA binding. Gene Ontology annotation, cellular component: ribonucleoprotein complex; nucleus; cytoplasm. Bases 120 to 1232 code for a protein of 370 amino acids.